GUAAUUGCUUGACACGAUCAAUCAUUCAACCGGUUCUAGCGGCGAUUCUUAAUUUAUGGAUGCAAGAAUGUUGUGUUUCAGUGCUCCAUAGAACUCAUUUGAGCUUGUUAUUCACGUAUAGUUAGUUGACACAAUGGAGACCAUCCUUAUUUGAUAUAACAGAAUAAUAGAACAUCAGGAUAACAAUGGAGACUAUCAUUAUAUUAAUAUUACCACUAGUAAUAAAUUCAGCAAAUGCUGCUUUCCCAAAUUCUAAUAGUUGCGGAGUGGACAAUGCAGAUCGGAUUUAUCCAGGGAACAUUACAGGCAUUACCAGUUAUCCUUGGGCGAGCAAUUUGAUUUUUCACGAAAGCGGACGAAACGAAGAUCUUUUUCGUUGCGGAGGAAGUUUGAUUUCUGAUCGUUAUGUACUUACAGCAGCACAUUGUUUCGACAGUCUUGGCGAUGGCUAUGAACUUCAACGCAUACGAUUCGGUGAAUGGGACGUCCAAAAUGAACUGGAUUGUGAUUAUCAUGGUUACUGCAAUGAGCCAAUUUUGGAAGUCGGGUUUGAAAAGAUUGUUGCUCAUAAGGAUUACAAUGAACGAACAUUAAUCAACGAUAUUGCACUGAUUAAAUUGAACGAAAGCAUUGAAUUUACAGAAGCCAUUUCACCAGUUUGCUUACCUUUGAGUAAGGAAUUGGAAAACCUGGAAGUUGGAAAUAAAAAGUUUACAAUCGUCGGGUGGAAAAAUAUCAGACAUAGAAAUGGAACAUAUGAACCUACUAGCCCGAUCAAGUUACAUGACUGGAUGUUGGAAGAAGUCGACGCGGAAACCUGCAGCAAUUUGGUUGGUGAGCCUAUCAGUGCGUCACAGAUAUGCGCACUAGGCAAAGAUACAUGCCGCGGCGAUUCCGGAAGUGGAUUGAUAAGAAAGGUGAACGGUUUCUACUCUGUCAACGGUAUUGUAAGCGUGGGAUGUGGUGGCAAAAAUGUACCAGCUGUGUAUACUAAGGUAGAUAUGUUUUUGGAUUGGAUCAGAGAUAAUAUAGUGGAUUGAGCUAUGAAAGUUUCAAAUAAAAUGUAGUGGAAUGAUUUUAUGUACAAUGGGAGACAUCUUUGCUGAGCUGGGUUUCCUAUUUGAAUGCGAUUUCAAAAAGUUGGAUCCCAACUGUUUCUUAACAAAAAUAUGUGAAAACAACCUGUUUCCAGCAAACUUUGUCCUGCUUACUUCGUUUAUUGGCGUUCCAAGUCAAAGUCCUCGUUCAAGGGGAUAGACUAAAUGAUCGGGACAGGCAAAAUAUUCACUUUUCAAAAAAAUGGUCAACAAGCUGUAACUUUUCGAAAAAUGCAUCAAAAAAUGUCAAAUUUUUACUUUAAGUUGGUCAACUAGUUAUCUAGGGUUCUAAUUCGGGGUCG
This is a messenger RNA of Aedes albopictus (Asian tiger mosquito), 1399 nucleotides long. Its product is annotated as CLIP domain-containing serine protease B4. The transcript has 4 exons. Gene Ontology annotation, molecular function: serine-type endopeptidase activity. Bases 186 to 1040 code for a protein of 284 amino acids. Gene Ontology annotation, biological process: proteolysis. NCBI's taxonomy places the organism in Eukaryota, Metazoa, Arthropoda, Insecta, Diptera, Culicidae. The record is from RefSeq and is a predicted model, not a curated record.